CCCGGCGCAGCCGGGCGCAGCGGGCCGCGAUGCAGCAGCAGCAGGAGUCGCCCCGGGCCAGCAGCGGCAGCAGCAGCAGAGGCAGCAGCGGGCGGCGCUGAGCCGCCGCGGCCGCCGCUACUAAGGAAGAAGCCGGCCCAGACGCCGCCGCGUCCCUAUCCCUGCGCCCACAUCCCGGUUCCCCGAUUCCCGCGCCCGGGUCCCGGCGCCCCGACCCCCGCGUCCGCCUCCGCUAACUUUCACGCUGCCUCGGCGGCCAGGCCCGGCUCGACGCCAAUGGUGGAGGCCAUAGUGGAGUUUGACUACCAGGCCCAGCACGACGAUGAGCUGACGAUCACCGUGGGUGAGAUCAUCACCAACAUCAGGAAGGAGGAUGGAGGCUGGUGGGAGGGACAGAUCAAUGGCAGGAGAGGUUUGUUCCCUGACAACUUUGUAAGAGAAAUAAAGAAAGAGAUGAAGAAAGACCCUCUCUCCAGCAAAGCUCCAGAAAAGCCCAUGCACGAAGUGUCCAGUGGAAAUGCGUUGCUGUCUUCUGAAACAAUUCUAAGAACCAACAGGAGAGGCGAGCGACGGAGGCGCCGGUGCCAGGUGGCGUUCAGCUACCUGCCCCAGAACGAUGAUGAGCUUGAGCUGAAAGUUGGCGACAUCAUAGAGGUGGUAGGAGAGGUAGAAGAAGGAUGGUGGGAAGGUGUUCUCAAUGGAAAGACUGGAAUGUUUCCUUCCAACUUCAUCAAGGAGCUGUCAGGGGAGUCGGACGACCUCGGCAUUUCCCAGGAUGAGCAGCUCUCCAAGUCAAGAAAGACUACCUUUGAAGGGACAAUUCUGUACCGAGCUGCACCGGGAAAGACGGAGGGCCACAGACGCUAUUACAGUUUAAGGGAAACCACAGGCUCCGAGAGUGAUGGGGGUGACUCGAGCAGUACCAAAUCCGAGGGUGCCAACGGGACAGUCGCAACGGCCGCAAUCCAGCCGAAGAAAGUUAAGGGAGUGGGCUUUGGAGAUAUUUUCAAAGACAAGCCAAUAAAGCUAAGACCAAGGUCGAUUGAAGUAGAAAAUGACUUUCUGCCUGUGGAAAAGACUAUUGGCAAGAAGUUACCUCCGACUGCAGCAACUCCAGACUCGUCAAAAACAGAAAUGGACAGCAGGACAAAGGCCAAGGAUUACUGCAAAGUAAUAUUUCCAUAUGAGGCACAGAACGACGAUGAAUUGACAAUCAAAGAAGGAGAUAUAGUCACUCUCAUCAAUAAGGACUGCAUCGACGUAGGCUGGUGGGAAGGAGAGCUCAAUGGCAGACGCGGAGUGUUCCCCGACAACUUCGUGAAGUUACUUCCUCCGGACUUUGAAAAGGAGGGGAAUAGACCCAAGAAGCCACCUCCUCCAUCGGCUCCCGUCAUCAAGCAAGGGGCAGGUACCACUGAAAGAAAACAUGAAAUUAAAAAGAUACCUCCUGAAAGGCCAGAAACGCUUCCAAAUAGAACAGAAGAAAAAGAAAGACCAGAGAGAGAGCCAAAACUGGAUUUACAGAAGCCUUCUGUUCCUGCCAUACCGCCCAAAAAGCCGCGGCCACCCAAGACCAAUUCUCUCAGCAGACCAGGUGCGCUGCCCCCGAGGAGGCCGGAGCGACCAGCGGGUCCCCUGACCCAUACCAGGGGUGACGGUCCAAAGAUCGACUUGGCGGGCAGUUCGAUCUCCGGCAUCCUGGACAAGGACCUCUCGGACCGCAGCAAUGACAUCGACCUAGAAGGGUUUGAUUCCGUGGUGUCAUCUACUGAGAAACUCAGUCACCCAACCACAAGCAGACCGAAAGCCACGGGGAGGAGGCCUCCGUCCCAGUCCCUGACGUCCUCUUCCCUUUCAAGCCCUGAUAUCUUUGACUCCCCAAGUCCUGAAGAAGAUAAAGAAGAACACGUUUCGCUUGCACACAGAGGAGUGGACGCAUCAAAGAAAACUUCAAAGACUGUUACCAUAUCCCAAGUGUCCGACAACAAAGCCUCGCUGCCGCCCAAGCCGGGGACCAUGGCUGCGGGCAGUGGCGGGCCGGCGCCUCUGUCCUCAGCAGCAUCCUCUCCCCUGUCGUCCUCUCUGGGAGCAGUUGGACACAGAGCCAACUCCCCGUCUCUGUUCGGCGCGGAAGGAAAACCAAAGAUGGAGCCUCCAGCCAGCAGCCAGGCGGCCGUGGAGGAGCUGAGGACACAGGUCCGGGAGCUGAGGGGCAUCGUCGAGACCAUGAAGGACCAGCAGAAACGAGAGAUUAAGCAGUUACUGUCAGAGUUGGAUGAAGAGAAGAAAAUCCGGCUUCGGUUGCAGAUGGAAGUUAAUGACAUAAAGAAAGCUCUUCAAUCAAAAUGAAUACUUGAUAAAUGAAAUGUCGCAUUAUUCAUCCCAAGUCCAAGACUCAAAUUUUCCGCCCCAGCCAAAAUAACCUUGUGCCAAAAGAUGAAAAAUUGCCUCAACAUGUCCCUGUUUGAAAGAUUAGCACAAAAGUCUUGAUAGCACAACACAAAUUCCAUCCAAGAGGAGACUCUUCCCCAUGGUAUAGUCCUGGGUCUGGCACUGGUUGUGACUUAAACAGAGAAAAUUGUGCUAAAGGCUUUUUUACUAUGAGAUCUCACGUGAAACGAAAACUCAGGCAGUUUAGUCCAUAGUGGUACUAUUUUGAUGAUAUUUUCCAUUAAUAAAAUGUAAUUUUAGAGUCUUCGUUUACAAGCUUUAUAAUUUUAUGAUUUUUUUAAUCGUGUUUUGCCACAGAUUCCCCCAGUGUUUGUAUUACACAUAGUCCAGAGCGAGCAUCCCAUUCUUUUGCUUUAGGCGGAAAGCUGCCUCGCUCUGUGUCCCCCUCAAGGAGUCUAUUACAUAUGCAAUUUUAGGUCCAACUUGUCCCUCCUCCUGCCAGCAAACCCCACCACCCUAAGAUAAAUUUUAGCUUAUAUAUGAUGGUAUAUUUACAAAAAGAGAAAGAGAAAAUCUGGUAUUUGCAAUGAUCUGUGCCUUCUUUUUACCACCCUCUUGAUUGGAGCUUUUGUGAUGCAGCUACCAUGAUUUAAAAAACACACACACGCAUUUAUUUUUUUUAGUCACUUAUCAAAGUCUACUAGAGGCCACUGUCUUCAAAGCUUCUCUCGCCUAACCAAAGGUCCUAAGAGGAGACAGCUGUGAAGUUGGGCGUGCUCUUUGGUACCAGCUGUGACUUUUAAGUUCUCCUAGUUUUAGGUUGUUCAUGAACUAGAAAUGUCACCCCUGCUUGAUUUUUCAUCAGCCAAGUUAAACCCCUGCUUCCUGUCCUUUGCACCUUUUGAGUGAACGGAAUAUGCAUUAUUAAAGCAAAAAUAAAUAAAAGUAAAAUGCAAAUGAAAACAAA
Lagenorhynchus albirostris (white-beaked dolphin) is the source of this 3358-nucleotide messenger RNA. It is a transcript of the gene SH3KBP1, whose product is annotated as SH3 domain containing kinase binding protein 1. Bases 277 to 2349 code for a protein of 690 amino acids. Gene Ontology annotation, molecular function: protein binding. The record is from RefSeq and is a predicted model, not a curated record. Lineage: Eukaryota; Metazoa; Chordata; Mammalia; Artiodactyla; Delphinidae. The transcript is spliced from 19 exons.